GGGCAGCAGUUCUACAAGUAUAAAAGCCGUCUGCCGACACCAAUUGACCGGAAAGUUCCACCGAAACUCUUCAAGUAAACAACAUGAAAUUCACGCUGUUCGCGCUUUUUGCGGCCUUUUGUCUGCUCAGCGUCAAUGCUGGCACUCUAACGGUCGAGACGCCUCGCGAUGUGGACUUGGAGGCGCCAUUCCUGCCCAGUGAUGUGGCUGCAGCGGGAGAGGUUGAUGCCGAACAGUUCUGGAUCUUCUCGAGCGUGUGGUGGGCCAUCAAGACGAGUCUGCGCACCCUGAAGGGCUUCAACUGCAUCAUCAAGUGGGUGGUCGGCAUCAAGGCCAGCGCCAGUCAGUUCAGCGCGGACAUUACUGGCUGUGGCGUCACUGCCUCCAAGGAUGUGACCAAUCUGAUCAAUGCCAACGUCAAGAUAAUCCAGACCUGCAACGACAUCAUCAAUCUGCAGAGCAACAUCUGCAACACCACGUCCGACGAUCAGAAGAUCAGCAACAACUGCGCUGUCAAGACCUUGGCCAAGGUGUUCUCCCUCUACAAGCAGGUCAAGAACGCCGUCAGCCUGGCCAAGAAGAUCCCACAGACCGGUCCCAAUGCUGUUUCCUGCGUAAGCGAUGCCGUCAACACCUUGACUGCCUACUACACCCAGUUCCCACAAAACAUAGUCGCCUGCUCCAAGCUGACGAGCUAAACAUCCAACCCCCGUAUCGACUGUACUCCCCUCUUUUUUUCUCGUUUUUUUUUUUUGUUAUUUUCUUUGUAAUCUUUAAUGCUAUCAUUAUAUAAAAACGAUAAUCAGGUGCACCGCAA
Scaptodrosophila lebanonensis is the source of this 817-nucleotide messenger RNA. RefSeq lists its product as uncharacterized. Lineage: Eukaryota; Metazoa; Arthropoda; Insecta; Diptera; Drosophilidae. The transcript is spliced from 2 exons. The record is from RefSeq and is a predicted model, not a curated record. Bases 84 to 698 code for a protein of 204 amino acids.